UUGCUGCCUGUAAAAUUUUUACAACGUAUCAUAAUGUACAGUAGUUUACGUUAAUCACAUAUACACAAAUAAAGAAGCAUUUGUAGUGUUGUUAUAAGCAAUUUUCCUACCAGCCACAGAUUCUUUAGACGUAACAGCAUAUCAAAAAUCAUUUACAGAACACCGAGUUUCCGCAGUGACGUGUAGCUCGGGUUGGACCAAAUAUGGGGAGAACUGUUAUCGCCUGUAUACCAGCACCUUGCCGUGGAUGGACGCACUGAAAGCAUGUCAGACCGUUGGCAGCAGCCUAGUGGACGUCGGCUCCGACGGCGAGCAAACCUUUGUUCACAAUCUCGCCAACGGAAACGAAUUCUGGAUCAGUGGCUCCGAUUCGUCCACGGAAGGUCACUGGCUGUGGUACGGCAGUAUCCAGUCCUGGUCAUACACCAAAUGGAACACAGGCGAGCCUAACGAUUCCGGUGGAGAAGACUGUGCCAGCUUGUUAAGUGACGGGAAAUGGAACGACUACCCGUGCAGUCGCAGCAUGGCCUACAUCUGUGAACAAACUACUGCAUUAAAUGCUUGUGAUUCAACCUGGAGUUUCAGGAACGGUAAAUGUUAUAAGCUGUUCACGUCGACAGUCAGAUGGUCCAAUGCUUUACAGACCUGUCAGGCCAACUCAGCUAACCUGGUGAACAUCGAGGACUCCUCAGAAAAUUCAUACGUCCAUGGUUUACUGAACGGUAACGAUAUAUGGAUGGGCGGUUUUGACGGACCAAAGGAGGGCUCGUGGGCGUGGUCCGGCGGUGUCUUUUCGUGGAGCUAUACCAACUGGAGUACAGGUGAGCCCAACAACUCCGGGGACGAAGACUGUGCUUUGAUGUACGCAAACAGUGGGAAAUGGAAUGACGGCAGUUGUAGUGGAGAGUUACAGUUUAUGUGUAAAAAGAACACACCUCCAAUCGAUGGUGGAUGGUCAUCUUAUGGAUCAUACGGGUCUUGUUCUGUAACCUGUGGAGGAGGGACACAGACGAGAUCAAGGACAUGUACAAACCCCGCCCCGCAGUGGGGAGGUGACCAGUGCCCUGGAUCAUCCACCGAUUCACAAUCUUGCAAUACAAAUCCUUGUCCAAUUGACGGUAACUGGGGUAGCUGGGGUAACUGGGACACCUGCACUGUGACUUGUGGAGGUGGUACUCAGCAGAGGACGAGAACCUGUUCAGACCCUGCCCCUCAAUAUAACGGAGCAGACUGCACCGGGGAUUCCACCAGCUCACAGACAUGCAAUACCAACCCAUGUCCAAUUGACGGUCUGUGGGCUUCAUGGGGUAGCUGGGAGACCUGCACAGUGACUUGUGGCGGAGGGACUCAAGACCGCUUCAGAACGUGUACUAAUCCGCAGCCUCAAUAUGGCGGAGCAGACUGUGUAGGAGCUAACAACAGCACACAAGAUUGUAACACACAAGUCUGUAUAAUUGACGGGGCCUGGGGCGCUUGGGGACUGUGGGGUACCUGCAGCGUUACCUGUGGUGGUGGUCAGAGGUCCCGCACUAGGAUUUGUGAUAACCCAACACCAGCAAAUGGCGGGAAAAACUGUCCUGGAUCAUCUGGAGAUUACGGUGACUGCAACACUGACGCUUGCCCUACCGUAGCACCAGGACAAUACAACCAGCUGUGCCCCUUUGGCUAUUUCACCUGUCAGGCCGGGGGUAUGACCUGUAUCCAGGAUUCAUUUAAGUGCGACUGCAGUUCGGACUGUGAAGAUGGAAGCGAUGAGACGGAAGGAUACGCCGGAUGUACCAAUGUCGCCAUGUGCAGUGCAGAAAAUGGAUCAGGAACUGUACAAGGCGCUGCAUCCAUUGUCGUCUUCGUGAUGUCAUUAAUUGCAGCCUACACAUUGCUCAUGUAGUUGUGACGUCAGAGGAAGCGAUGCUAAGUACGCCAUAUUGUAAUCAGAAUAGAAAUUUCAUAUUGAUUUUACGUUGGUUUUUUUUAGUAGCAAUGUACUGUUAAAGCUUUAAACUCUUUAGUAUUGUAUAUUUCAAUGUCAUCAAAGUCAAGUUUAGCAUCAGUUUGCGUUGAAUUCAUUCAUGUGUUUUUGUUUUUGUUUUGUUUGAGGGGGGUUGUUUGUUUGAUUUAUUUUGGAGACUUGGAAGAUGUCAUCGACUGAUUUCUCUAAAAUGAAGUUUUGAUAUUACGUGUUUACUACAGGACAGGCAGGAGGACUUUUUUUACGGUUUAUCUGAAACUGUUUAACUUCAUAUUCUGUACUCAAUUCUAAAAAGAAUACGUCGAAUACUUUUGUGUAAACCUAUCUAAAAUCAAGCAAACAUUUACAUUUCCGUCGCUACAAUCACAAAAUGUAACCAGACACUUGUAUAUGCUGAAUAAACGUUUGCAAAACUGACAUCCAUUUUUUGUUUUUAAUUUGUAGACCAAUGUUGUUGUUUCGAUGUCCAUUGUAGUUUCUUAAUCAUUAUGCCAUGUCAUGGGUUUCUUUGGAUUUGUCUCAACGUAAAAUCAAAGAAAAUAACAUAGUGC
Molecule: messenger RNA, 2520 nt
Organism: Ostrea edulis (European flat oyster)
Lineage: Eukaryota; Metazoa; Mollusca; Bivalvia; Ostreida; Ostreidae
Product: coadhesin-like
Exons: 12
Coding region: 248-1888 (546 amino acids)
Molecular function (GO): protein binding
Source: RefSeq, a predicted model, not a curated record